This is a messenger RNA of Diatraea saccharalis (sugarcane borer), 1359 nucleotides long. The record is from the annotation of a GenBank genome assembly. NCBI's taxonomy places the organism in Eukaryota, Metazoa, Arthropoda, Insecta, Lepidoptera, Crambidae.
CUAUAUACCUUGACUUUCUGUAAUAAUAAUAAUUAAUAUUAAGAACUUAUUUUGAAAAUUAAAGCUUAACCCACUGGCGUAACGGAUGAGUUGUGUCCACAUAAUCGCGAAUAAGCAUCUUUUUGAUCAGUCCUGUAUCUGUAUCGAUUACAGAUAGAAGUUUUUGAGUUUUAAAUAAAAUCAUCCACUACAUUUUUGUUUUUACCGUUAAUUUGUUGGCCCCUUGUAAGCGGUAUUGUAGAACGUUGCGUUUAGCUACUCAAUUGAAGCUAACUACAAAUCUAUGUAUCGAAUCUUGUCUUUCGACCCAUCAUCUCCAUCUGAAUUAAAUGAGAGUAUAUUUAAAUGUGUAUGGUAUACAAAGGCGGCGCGCGACCCGGCCGCCAAAGCGGGCGCGUGCGCAAACGCGAUCCGUAAAGCUGCGCGCGCGGUCGCGGCCGUCGCGCAGCGGUACGCCGCGAUCGCUCGCACCGCCUUCCACGCGGACGAUUCCACGCUCAGGCACCUGCACAUCGCCCAGCACACAUACGCCCAAUUGGCACAUUUCCUGGAUCGGAUCACGUCCACCCAAGACCGGCCGUCCGAGUUGACGACCAAUGAAAUCAAACCAAGGACCCUGGAGGAGAUGAUAGCACUCUCCCCCAGUCGAGCCCUCACUAACAUAUCCGCCAAGCUGUUCGAUAAUACUACUGGUCAAGGCAUCACGCACAGGCACGCAGAGGCGAUCCUGGCGGCGGUGCGCGCGUGCAGCGGCGGCGCGGGCGGGCUGUGGGCGCGCGGGGUGGUGGCGGGGCGCGCGGGGGGCGCGCUGUGCCGCGUGGCGCUGACGCCCGCGUGGCGCGCGCCCCCCGCCGACCACGCCGCCACGCUGCCGCUGUCCCACCGCCUCGCGCUCAAGCUGGAGGGGGUCGUGCUGCCGACAGUGCCGCUCAGUAAACGUCAACCGCGACGUCAAGUGAAAGGCGUCCAAAUAACAGUGACUGCGACCCCUCAUCCACGGACAAAUGAAAAGACAGUGGAGUUGACUAAUAUACCACCGGCUCUGACCGCGGUGCAGACUGUGACGCCCAUCCGGGACUUCUUCUCGGCACAACAGUUGGUCAGUGUAAAUGCGCCGGGCUUGUAUACGGUCGCCGUUGAAGCGGCCUUCGUCGACGAGAAGGGGGAACUGUGGAACACUGGCCCCAGGACUUCCAUAGUUAUAAAGGCUCACGAAGAACCCAGCGCCAAGAGCAUCGUUCAGGCAACACGUAGUAGAUUCUAGUAUUAAACCGAUGGAAAAAUGUGUUUAAAUGUCAUAAUUUUAAAAAUAAUAAAGCCUAUCAACAUAUUACAUAACUCACGAUAAUAUUACAUUAC